CACCGGUGUUUCAGGUUGCAGUGUCUCUCAUUACUUUACUUAUUAUAUAUCCAUCAUCAGCAGCAUAUACCACUUGCUUUACUUAUCGUUCGUUAAUGGUAUCCACCUACCAGCAACUUCCUGCAGUAUUAAGAAAGUGAAUUACAAUGAGCAGGCACUUUUCUACCGGUUAUGUUUUCCUGGUGCUCGGUCUCGUGCCUGCUUUUGCGCAGUUCUUAGGGCCUUCUCAAGCACCACCCCAUAUUGAUCCAAUUAGAAACCGUCACCUUUCUCCCCAACAACAGAGUCACAUCCUCAGCGAUAUUCAACAGCAUCAGCACAGAUUUAGUUUUGCAAAUGAACCAUCUCCAGCAGCACAGCCACAAGUCAAUCCCACCCCCAACUGGCAAUCCUUUCCACCCUAUUCCGAAUUCGGCUCACCCAGUGCCAACAAACCAGUGAUCGCUGAUGAAUUCGCAAAUUUCGACCCUUACACAUUCAAUUUCCGUACGGAGAAACCAGAUCCAGAAAAAGAGAAACAAAAGCUGAAGGAACAAAAGGAAAAGCAAGCAAUUAUAGAAAAACAUAAUCAAUUUGUCGAAAGGCAGUACGAGAAAGCUUUAAAAAAGGCGCAAGAAGACCAUGAAGAGUUUUUACGAAAGCAGAGAGAUCAAAGGAGGAAAUUAAAUCAGAAGUUCCAAAAAAUAAGGAGCAAUUCGCCGAUAUUUAGCCAAAAUGGUCCCAGAUUCCUGUAUCCAGAGGAGACCCCUCUUUUCGAAAAAGCAGUCCAGAAAUAUUACGAAGAGCAUCCAACAACUACUACUACAACCACAACCACCACAACAACAGAAAGACCUGAAUCUUUAGAAGAUGAUGACGAUGACAAUUUCGACAUCAAAUCAAAAUCGAAAGACGAAUCCUUAUUACAAGGUAGUAACUCUGACACUCUCAAAAAGCUACAAAUCCAGGACAAAAAGACCAACGAUCUUUCUGGAUCUCAGGAACAAACAGCUUCAUCAAAUACAGUGAGGUACAUACAAAGCAUCGACGACUUGGAAUCCUUGAAGCAACAGUACAAAAAUCAGCAGAUCAAUAAGGACGACAUUCUUUCACAAAUCCGCCUGGCAAUCGGCGGAAAUCCUGAAGAUGCUUUCGAAAAGAAUGCAACCACCAGAGAGAUCUCGCUACCCGGUGGCGAAAAAGUUCAAAUAUUUAAAACAACAAACCCAAACCUUUUACAAUCAGGAUCAUUAGACGGAUUCUUACUACAACCAACGACGACAACAACAACUACCACCACAACAACAAACAGACCUCCGUCCGAAAUACUCCAAGAACUCACAAAAGGUGUACUUCCACCUGGUGUAAAUUACGACCUCCUUAAACCGGGAGAAAAUGGCAACCUCGAAAAGAUUAGCAAUCCAGGAAACCUACCCGGCGAAAGAAAAAUAACUUUCGUACUUUUAGAAGAACAAGACGACGGCAGUUUUAAGGUUCAAGGAGUUAAAGGCGGAGAAAAGGAAAGCGUAGAUGUGGAUUCUGUGUUGAAGAAAAUUAAAGAAGGAGAAAUUAAAAUACCACAGCCUUCAAGACCUCCUACACCACCUCCUACUAGAACCACAACCGUUCCAACCACCAGAAGAACAACAACUAGUCAACCAAUCACUUCUACUCAAAGGCCAACACUUCCAACUAUUGACAAUAUUAGGUUUACCAAUCCACAGAUAUCCGUACUACCAAACUCUUUUGCCCAAUCUGCCAAUGACGAAGUUUCCUCGUUAUUAAUUCCCUCGAGUAGUAGCAUCCCUCAACAGAUCUACACAACAACACCGAAGCCUUCCCCAACCACUAUCCUUUAUAACACGUACCCAAGUACCUCAAGGGAAUCGGUAUCUCCAUUACUCUCCCAAACUUAUUCGAAUUCACCAGAAAUUCUAGUUCGAAGUAAUUCCAACUCGUAUCAAGACCUACAACAAGGCGCUUCGAUAGCAUCUCCUCUAAAUCCCCAUAUUUCGCAAGAACAUGCAUUUCGAAUCUCGUCGACCUCUCCCCCAGAAAUAUUAGACUCCGUUUCGCAAGAAAAGCCACCUUCCUUCAAGCGCCAAAGUGUCCAUGCAGAACAGGAAACUACAGAAGGCAAUGUGGAACAACCUAAACCACCAACUGCUCCAGAUUUUCCAGAUAUCCUGAAGAAGCAUGCGCUACAUGCAAUGGCGCGGUUUUUGAAACAGUCAGGAUUAGACACUAUCCUUAACGAAACAGGACCUUACACUGUUUUCGUGCCCAGCGAUAAGGCUUUCAAGCAGUUGCUGAUUCAACUAGGGGGACCAGAAAAAGCUGAAGAAAAAUUCAAGGAAAAUCCACGACUUUUAAGUGGCUUACUAUUACAUCACGUUAUACCUGGAGCGUUUACGUUAGAGUCCUUGCAGGACGAAAUGACGGGUGUGUCUUUAGCGGGAACUCAGUUGAGAGUCAAUCAAUACAACAUGCAUGAUGAUGAAUGGAAUGAUAUUAAAGUGACAACUAUCAACGGUGCCCAACUUCUUGAUGAUAAAAAGAACAUCGAAAUUCCUCAAGGAGUCGCUCAUGCAAUCGACAAAGUUAUGUUUCCCCUUCCUGUAGGAGAUUUAAUACAAACUCUCCAAUCUGAUCGGGAAAAAAGAUUUACGCAAUUUCUGAAAGCUCUGUUUGCCUCCAAUGUUGCGGAAACCCUUCAAGGUACAAAAACAUAUACAGUUUUUGCCCCAACGGACAAAGCUCUCGCCACGUUACCUCCAGAAGAAGUUAACAGAAUAGUGACAGAUAAAAAUUUGUCUAAAGAAUUUGUUUUACGACAUAUAAUACCGGGAAGUUUAUUCACGCACGGUAUGAGAUACUAUCAAGUCAAAGACAGUCUUCUGCCGGACAAACAAAUCACGAUUACGAAAAGUUCUGGAAAAGUUAAAGUCAACAACUACAAUCUUUCUCUUCAAAAUAUUCCGGCAACUAAUGGAGUAAUUCAUGCGGUUGAGCAUCUCCUUUAAUCACUCAUUUUAAUAGGUAUUUAAGCCUUACAAAAUUUCAUUACGCGAAAAAAUUAAAUCCUAAUCAAAAAAGUAAAUAAUCGGUCAUUGUGAAAUAUUUCUAACUGUGAGAUCAAACAAGUAGAUUUCCAUCUAUUGUUAUUUAUCAGUAGGUAUCAAAUACUUUUCAAAAGUAAGAAUUUGGAUUGAAAUGUAUAUUUCUCUAUUUCAACGUUGUAGAUAAUUAUUGAACUGAUGAGUUGUGUAAAUGAGGUACAUAUUAUAUAA
Molecule: messenger RNA, 3269 nt
Organism: Agrilus planipennis (emerald ash borer)
Lineage: Eukaryota; Metazoa; Arthropoda; Insecta; Coleoptera; Buprestidae
Exons: 6
Coding region: 147-3002 (951 amino acids)
Biological process (GO): cell adhesion; extracellular matrix organization
Cellular component (GO): extracellular matrix
Molecular function (GO): cell adhesion molecule binding
Source: RefSeq, a predicted model, not a curated record